AUGCAGUUUACUGAUAGGUAGAAUGAAACGCCCAUGAACUGAUGAUUACUGAAACACCAGUAGACUGACUCUUUUAAGAAAAAAACAAAGUUCAUGAUCAUGAAAGCAUUAAUAAAAUAAUAUUAAAUAAUUGUUUCAUUACUUGGGGCAGUGACAGUCCACUACAGUAUUAGAUUAGCCUACUAAGGACUAGAGUUACUGCAGAUUACAAAAUUGCGUUGUAGAACUCUAUCAUGAAUUAAAGAUUUCAUUUACAAUUCAUGAAUCCCCUGAGAAAACAGACUAGUAUUUGGACUAUGGGAUAACUAGUCAAGGUCUUUGAAUUUACUUAAAAAGUACAAUCAGGUGUGCAGUGUUGUAUGGACAUAAUCUCUGCUCUGUGUUUUUCAUGCCAGCAAAGACUGCUGUAAGAUUCUUCUAGAUGAAUUCAAAUUACUUUGACAAAGGUGCUGUAAGCGAUUUUAGCCGUUCUAGAAUUUCCACAAGCUGAGCCGUCUUUCCAAAAACCCUGCACUCCAUAGAUACCAAAUUAGCUUUAUUGAGAGCAGCAAAAUAGCUCCCUCAACUGACAACUUUUAUGAACAACAUUGCAUAAAAAUGUAAUUAAGCCUCAAUAAUUCAGUGCAACUACAAUACUAUGAGAACGGGCAAAAUGAUUGACAGACAGAAAGAGUCAGAGGCUGCUGCCUCCGGACACUUUUUUGUUUGCUGUUUACAGAGUCUAGUGCUGUCACAGAGACGGGAGAGAUAUCUCAGGACACUGAUUUCAUUACAUAUCUUUCAGGGAGUAAAAACGUUUUGAAUACCUUUCCAUGAAAAAAAUCACUUACAGCACCUUUAAUUUCCAACUACUGUUAUGUUCUGUUACAUCUACCAACUACAUGAUGACGCCGAUCUGUUACACUGUUCUGAGUCUCCUGCGGCACUGCAGGAAAAUUUACAUUCACAGCGAUUUGAGAUUCAAGUCUUCACUUCCUUAGCAAUUCAUCAAUAAAUGCUGAGAUGAUUCCCACCAUCCUACUAGUAAAGAAGACACUGAUGAGCCGUGAAAUGUAUUAAAACAAGAAUAAGCCCCAAAUAAAAUGGAAUAUUUAGGACAUACAAUUAUAAAAAUGGAGGCUGUUAAAGAGGAGAAUGGGGACCUGAGUGAUCCAGAACCAAGCAGAGUGAAAAAUGAAGAUACUGAGGAACAAAUAGUUAUCAGUAUCUGCAAAAUCCAACGUCAGUUGACCUCUAGAUGCUUUUAUCCAAUGCGACUUACAAAUGUGCAGUCUUCAUUAAUGACUGCUAAGGACCAUCUAGACCAGAUGGAAGUGAAAGAGGAAAGUCAAGAACUGAUUAGAGGAGUGGAGGACAACCACGAUAAUUUCAUCACUGGAGAAAACUCUGGUAGUAGCUCUCAAAAUAAGAAGACUGUCACCUGCCCUCAGUGUGGAAAGAGUUUCACACGUAAAGGAAACCUUAAGAAUCACUUAAGAAUUCACACUGGAGAGAGGCCUUACACAUGCCCUCGUUGUGGCAAGAGUUUCAGUCAAAAAGGACAUCUUCAACAUCACAUUAAGAUUCACACUGGAGAGAGACCUCACCCAUGCCCUCACUGUGGAAAGAGUUUCAUAGAAAGGGGACGCCUUAAGGAACACCUAAGAAUACAUACUGGAGAGAGGCCUUACAAAUGUGAUCACUGCGGAAAGACUUUCAGACGUAAAGGAGACCUUAAGAGUCACAAAAAAGUUUACACUGGAGAGAAGCCUUACACGUGUCAAGAGUGUGGGAAGAGUUUCACAGAAAAAGGACACCUGAAGAAUCACAUAAGGAUUCACUCUGGAGAGAGGCCUUUCACAUGCCCUCAGUGUGGACAGAGUUUCAUACGUAAAGGAGAUCUCAAGAGUCACAUUAGAAUUCAUUCUGGUGAGAGGCCUUUCACAUGCCCUCAGUGUGGAAAGAGUUUCAAAUGGGCAAACGGUCUCAAAGAUCAUUUGAGCACUCACUCUAAAAGAAGGCCAUUUAACUGUGAUCAGUGUGGUGAAAAAUUUAGUGUGGCUUCAAACUUGGAGGCACACUUGAAAAUUCAUGCAAAUGAGAGACCUUACUUAUGUUCUUUUUGCGGAAUGAGAUUUUCACUGCUGGACUAUUUGAAAGAGCACCAGAAAAUACACAAAGGUGUCAAUUCUCUUGCGUGCUCUGAAUGUGGGAAUACUUUCGCUAGAGCCAGCUGCUUGAAAGAGCACCAAAAGCUCCAUUUUGGAGGAAAACCUCACAAGUGUUCUUAUUGUGGAAAGAGUUUCAGUCAUUCAGGACACCUGAAAACACACGCGAGAGUGCACACUGGAGAGAAGCCAUAUCCCUGCUCUUCAUGUGGGAAGAGUUUCAGCACAUCAAGUACACUACAAAGACAUAGACGACAAUACUGUCCAAAGUUGUCACAGUGAACUAAGUUCAUCUCCAUGUCCAACAAUUAAAUUGUGUUAAACUCAUAUAAACCCAGGGAUGAAAUGGGACAGAUGUGUAACAUCUCUUUUAAAGAGAAAAUAAGGCUUUGACUUCAUUGUUUUACACUUGUGCUCAAUGCACCUCAACAAACCUCACAAGCAGCACAGCCACAAAAUGAGAGCCGUUCACACAGGAUGUGUUCUUCACAGCUGGAUGAAGCACAAAAGAAUGUAGCGAUCUCAAGAUGCAAUUUUCAAAGUUUCAACUACUUUUAACUCGACACAGCAUCCUAAAAGCACAGCAUUUACGAUGCUGAAAACCAGUGAGAAGCUCCAAAAGAUACGGCCGUCUGAUGCAUGUACAUAGACUGACAAUUUAAAAUAGCACAGAUGGAACGCAAUAAUGCGUCCUCUGACUGACGAACUUAAUUGUAAAAUGUAUUGCACUCCACUCUUGGGUUGUUCAAUGAUAUGGGGAAAAUAAAACAAUAAAUAUUUAUUUCUAAAGCCAGUUUUUGUAUUGUCCAGUCCAAGGGUGUCAACCUCAAUUUCAGUAUGGGCCCCAUCAGUGUUGUAUGUGCCUUCAAAGGGCCGGCUGAAAAUGUGGCACCAGCACUUGAUUAAUUACCAAUAAUUUUGCAUAUUGGGCAUUGAAAUGCACAUUUAACAGAAAAGCAUUGAUUUUGAGGUUGGGAUGCAGAUGUAAAUUAUGAUAUUAACAGUGUGACUAAGUUCAGUCUCCAUAGGACUGUACUGAUUAAAGUACAGUCCUCUAUUGAAAUUUCUGAAGGCAAACAAAGCAAGAUAAAAACUCACUACCACUGUUAGUAACUAUGCUUUCUAUAUAAAAAACUAUUGCAUUUUGUAAUGAAAAACAAUAGUCUAUGUAUAUUUAGAAAGCAUUUCUUCCAAAAUACCAUAGUGUUACUACAGUAAAUCGAUGGUACAUUUUUGUAAAGGUUUGUAAAGCCUUCUAAUUUAUGUCUGUGCAUGGCACAGUGUUUUCUUCUGUCUUUGCCAGUGCUGUUUAGAGUGGUGGGGCUGUUUAAUAUUGUUGUAAUUAUACCGAGACAUUUGGAGUUGUGCAACAAAACAAUUCUGUGCUGUAUUCAAAUGGGUUUUGCUUCUCACUGGUUCACAAGCAUGUUUAAUGAUCUGCGCUGCGUGGUCAAAACCAGUCCACGAGUAAACGCACAUGCUCUGCACUUGCGCCACUAUCCAUUGAGCCAUGCUGAUAAUUGGUCCAGGUAGUGCUGUUUUGUUCCGCUUUUGGAGCGAGCAAUAUGCACUCCACAAAACAAGAUUAGGAUAAUAGCCGUCAUUCACGGGUGGGACAUGUCCCUACAACUUUCUGCCUUUGCCAAUUUUGUUCCCACCACUUUUUGAAAUGUCUAAUGCAGAAGAAACAAGUCCAGUUCUUGACCAGGAGUUUUCAUUUUAUAUAUGUAUGUUCUAAUAGGUGGCGAUCCAGCACUGGAGUUUGUUAUUUUUAAUGUUAAAGUGAACCCUUGUUGCGGCUCUUAUCAGUGGCGCUGAUGUUCUCUCAUGCAUCCAGACGUGUGACGUAGUACUCCGCAGCUCAUGCUCCUUUCCAGUUAAAGCGCAAGCAAAAUGCAAACAUGUGUCUCCGCUCACUAUAUAAAUCUAAUGGCGUACAGUCUUUAUUAAAUUAAAAUGUAGGGCUGGGAAAUGUUAAUUUCUCCUAUAGUUGACUGUUUACGUGUAAAAAAACAAACAAAAAAAAAACCGCAAAAACUUCACUAAUAUUUUUUCCCCACUGCUUGUGGCUAAAAUUGGCAUUUAUAUAUUUUCAGGAGGUACACACUCGACUCGACUGCACAUCCUAGCACAGAAACUGAUUGUGUGAACAGUGCAUGCUUAUUCAUUACACGCAAUGCAUGUGCUGGAGACUUCACCCCCAAGCAGUGAUUCAGGUGUGAGAGAGAUACAGGUAAGCUGCCGUAUCUCUUUGCAUCACCCGAGAACUCUCUCACUGUCAUCUGAAUCACUGUCAAAAGCAAAACCACGUCUGUGAGCGACAACUUGCGCUCGAUAGAGACUCAACAGCCAGAGAAAAUAGUUUUGAGAUUUUAAACUUCUACAAAUAAAACUUUAGCAUUCAAUGUGUUUUAUAUCUGUAUGUUUAGUGUCUUAUAAUUUAUUGGCAAUGUACACUUUUUUUUUCUUUUUUUUUUUUUUUGCCAGUGAAGCUUGAUAUAAAUUGAAUCUGCCCAAUUGAUCCUAUGAUUGAAAAAAGUCAACUGGAAAACACCAGAUUUUGAUUAUCUUUUAAUUACAGCAUGUACUCUGAUUUUACAGCAUGUAAAUAUAUACUUUUAUCAAAUAUUCAUGCCUGUAAAAUGUACCUACUUUGUUUGCAUAAAAGCACAAUAAAUUAGUAUUAAAAAAAAUUAUCACAUUUAUUUUGAAUGAAACAAGUAUACAUACAUUUGUACUGGAAUAUUGUCUGAAUAUUCAUUUAUUUAAAAAACAUCAAGUUUAGAAAAUGUUAAAGCACUAUUAUAUAUUUAUAUCAUACAUCAUGUAUUAUAUUAUUUUACAUUAUAUUAUAUUACCUUUUUUUUCCCCUAUUUCACUGCUGGGCAUAUUCCUUUUUUCCUUCCCAUUGUUGUCCUAUAUUUCUCCAUAUUAUUUCAUCUACACUUCUAACUUCUUUAUCUACAUCUAAUAUACAAAUAUAUCAGUCUUUGUAUCUCAUUUUCUACCUAUUCUUUUAUUGCAGUUAUUGUUGUUACCAUUAUUGUUGUCAUCAUAUUUUAUUAUUACUAUUACUUUUUCUCUAAUUACCCUCCUUUGUUUUGUUUAUUUAGUUUUAUUUUAUUUAUUUUUCCCUUCUUUCUAUUGGUAUGAGAGAGAGAAAAUCACAAGACCACAUUACCAACAGGUCUGUCGACCUGGCUGAAACACAUCAUUGGUGGAUCCCCCACAAUAAAAUCCAAGCACCUAAGGCAGAGAUGCGACCAGGUCAUGCACCAGUGUUCUGGAUGGGCCUGCCAUGGUGCCAUGAUUCAAAGCAAAGGCAUUCCACUGGAAUGUGGAUGUACAGCAGGAAGUCUGUCUCACCAGUUAUCAGCCCCCACCACCACACACACUCUCUCUCUGUCUUAAAGGGAUGAUGACAAUGAUGGUAAUAAUAAUAAUAAUCCUUUAUAUACAGUACCGUGAAAUGUCUUAGGCACGUAAGAUGUUUCACAAAAGUAUUUGUCUUAAGAUGGUUAUUUAUAUCUUCAACUUUAGUGAGUCAAUAGGAAAUAUAAAUGUUAGACUCCCAAACAUUACUUUUGCAAAUAGAAAUGAUUAGAAUAGAAGAACAGGGAGCCCUGCAACAGAUGUCAUAAAGCCCUCCACUGAACAUCAUGUCAGUCUGAGAUUACAUAAAGAGACAGAAGCAAUCGAGACAGCCUAAAUAGAUAGAAGAACUGUGGUGCAUUCUCCAAGAAGCUUGGAUCAUCCUAUCUGCCAACAUCCAAGAAAAACUGUCCAGUUGUACCUAAGAGAACUGGUGCUGUUUUAAAGGCAAAGGUGGUCACACCAAAUAUUGAUUUAGCUUUUUUAUGUUUACUGGACUUUGUAUGACAUUAAGUGAUAAAUGAAAACUAUUUAUUUCAUUAUUUUUGAAGACAUCCUCACUAUGCAACAUUUUUCACAAGUGCCUAAAACUUUUGCAGAGUACUGUAUAUUAUUUAAAUGACAUAUAAAAUACCCUUCUUCCCCUCUUUUAAGAGCAUCUUUUAAGCUCAUCCUUUUUUUUUUUUUUAAUCACAUCAAUCAACCAAAUAAGAACCCUGAAUACAGGACACAAUAAGAUCAUACUUACAAUCAUUUCUAUUUUCACACAUAUUGAGAAGCUGUGGAAUCUUUUUGCACUAUUUGUACUCUCCAUGUUUGUCUUUGUUUUUUGUUUGUUUGUUAUUCCUUUACCUUCUAUAAUGCCUGUCACCAAAUAAUGUUGUAUAUAA
This is a messenger RNA of Myxocyprinus asiaticus (Chinese sucker), 6409 nucleotides long. Its product is annotated as gastrula zinc finger protein XlCGF57.1-like. The record is from RefSeq and is a predicted model, not a curated record. NCBI's taxonomy places the organism in Eukaryota, Metazoa, Chordata, Actinopteri, Cypriniformes, Catostomidae. Bases 1083 to 2429 code for a protein of 448 amino acids. The transcript is spliced from 4 exons.